Messenger RNA from Prunus avium (sweet cherry), 2406 nucleotides. The record is from RefSeq and is a predicted model, not a curated record. NCBI's taxonomy places the organism in Eukaryota, Viridiplantae, Streptophyta, Magnoliopsida, Rosales, Rosaceae.
UGAGUGGUAGUGUAGAAGAGAGGCCAAGAUUGGUCAUCCAACUUCUGAACCUCCAUCACCAAAUGACUAAACGAACCCCAACAUCUUCUCUCCACACCCAUCUCUGCUUCCUUCUCUUCCUCCCCCUCCUCCUCAUCAGCCAUGCCAACUCUCAGUCAUUGCAAGACCAGGAACAAGCUGUUCUGCUAAAACUAAAGUCAUACUUGCAAUCUCCACCGUUCCUCAGCCAUUGGAUUCCAUCAACAUCAAACACUUCCCACUGUUCCUGGCGGCCUGAGAUCACCUGCACAAACAACUCCGUCACCGGAUCAAUACCAGAAGAUUAUGGAAACCUCACCAAGUUAACAGAGUUAGCUUUGUUUUUAAAUGGUUUUUCUGGUGCGGUUCCAGCAAGCAUUGGCCGUCUACCAAAUCUCAAACAGUUCAGAGUGUUCAUCAAUAAUUUGUCUGGAACAUUGCCUCCAGACUUUGUAAGGUAUUCAGAGCUUGAAGGGUUCCAGGUUUCGGGGAAUAGGCUCACUGGCAAACUGCCAGACCAUUUGUGCAAUUGGGGUAAGCUGUCAACACUUGUAGCUUAUGAGAACAAUCUCACUGGGGAGUUACCAAGCUCUCUUGGAAAUUGCACUAGUUUAACAGAAGUGAAGGUUUAUGAUAAUGGAUUGUCUGGGAACAUUCCUAGUGGCAUGUGGACAGCACCAAACUUGGGUAAGGUGCUGAUGAGCAACAACUCUCUUACCUGUGAGCUUCCUGAGAAAAUAUCUCGGAGUCUUACACGGCUGGAAAUCAGAGGUAACAGAUUUUCAGGUAACAUUCCAACCGGGGUGUCAUCCUGGAAUUUGGAGGUUUUUGACGCCGGUAAUAACCUUUUUAACGGUACUAUCCCUCAGGAACUUACUGCUCUUCCUGGCUUAAUGUUUCUUUCUCUUGAUCAGAAUCAGCUUACUGGCUUCCUUCCAUCAGAGAUUAUAUCAUGGAAAUCACUCAACACUCUUAAUUUCAGUCGAAAUCAACUCUCUGGACCAAUUCCAGCGGGACUUAGUCUUCUACCAGUCCUUACUGCACUGGACCUUUCAGAAAACCAACUUUCUGGCAAAAUUCCAGCUCAACUUGGGCAUCUGAAGCUCAACAGCUUCAAUCUCUCUUCCAAUCACCUAUCUGGGAAGAUCCCAAUUGAAUUUGAAAAUCCUGCUUAUGACGUAAGCUUCUUGGACAAUCAUGGUCUCUGUGCAAUUAGCCCCUCAGCAAAACUCAGCAUAUGUAAUUCUCAACCUCGAAAGUCCAGAAAAAUUUCGUCCGCAUAUCUUGCAUUGAUCUUAACUUUCGGCAUACUUUUGUCCUUGUUGGCUUUGUCCUUAUCAUUCUUCAUGGUCAGGAAGAGAAAGAGAUCGGAUUCUGAUUGGAAGCUCACCGCAUUUCAGAGGUUGAAUUUCAGAGUGUCAAAAAUUCUCUCAGGAUUGACAGAAAGUAAUAUGAUUGGAAGUGGCGGAUCAGGAAAAGUUUAUCGUGUUCCUGUCAAUUGUACAGGCGAUGUUGUUGCCGUGAAAAAGAUUUGGAAAGAGAAGUUAGAAGAGAAGCUUGAAAAAGAAUUUCUUGCAGAAGUCAAGAUAUUGAGUUCCAUUCGACAUGCCAACAUAGUGAAGCUGAUGUGCUGUAUAUCCAAGGACAAUUCAAAACUACUUGUCUAUGAGUACUCGGAGAAUCGAAGCCUGGAUCAGUGGCUGCACAAGAGAAAAAGGCCAUCCAAUCUCUCAAGGUCAGUCCACCAUGUUGUGCUGGACUGGCCUAAGAGGUUGCAUAUUGCAGUGGGGGCUGCUCAGGGCCUCUGCUAUAUGCAUCAUGACUGUGUGCCACCCGUUGUGCAUCGAGAUGUGAAAUCGAGUAACAUCUUGUUAGACUCUGAUUUUAAUGCAAAAAUAGCAGAUUUUGGUCUAGCCAAGAUGUUGGUCAAGCAAGGAGAACUUGCUACAAUUGUUGCUGGCUCCAUUGGCUACAUUGCUCCAGGUAAUUUUGGGGUCGUCCUUCUGGAGUUGACCACCGGAAGGGAAGCUAAUGAUGGUGACGAACACACUGCUCUUGCCGAAUGGGCAUGGCGCCAUGUUCAAGAAGACAACCCUCUUGCCGAUGCUUUGGACAAGGACAUCAAAGAAACUUGGUACUUGGAUGAAAUGUGCUCCGUUUUCAGACUUGGCAUCUAUUGCACCGAGAAACUUCCUUCUGCUAGGCCUUCCAUGAAGGAGGUUCUGCAAAUCUUGCUCCGAUGCGGCCAUCCAGGAGUUCACAGAGAAAAGACUGAUUAUGUUGGUGCUCCUCUGCUCAAGAAUUCGAAGCGCGAGCAGAUACUGGAAGACGGUGAUGGUAGAUUGGCAACAAAUGUUUGAUAGGCUUGGUUGAGUUCAACAAGAGGAA